Molecule: messenger RNA, 861 nt
Organism: Schistocerca gregaria
Lineage: Eukaryota; Metazoa; Arthropoda; Insecta; Orthoptera; Acrididae
Exons: 4
Coding region: 1-861 (286 amino acids)
Source: RefSeq, a predicted model, not a curated record
AUGAGGUGUCCAUGGAAGCUCGUGAGUCAGAGUGCAGACCUCGAGGUGAGUGAAGGGGGUUUUGCAGAUUGGUCACCGAGGUUGGUAAAGUGUGGCAGCCUGGAGCAGCCGCCCCCCGCGGUCUCAGCUGCGCAGCGCCUGGCAGACCGCCUCAGGGACACCGGACUGCCGCCGCCACCUCCACGUGGAGCGCAGGAGGGAGAGGGGUGCGCCGGCGCCCUGGCGCAGCUCCGCCGCCUCUCGUGGGUCGAAAUCUGGGAACUCGUCGAGGAGCUUGACUGCCGGGUCGCUGCCGACUGUAUCGACAACCACUGUGUACCGAGGUUGAACAACAUGAAAUGGAACAUGACAACGCUGCAAACAGAUGAUCUGAGGCAUCAUAUCCUGUCCCAGUCAGUGCAUGGUGUUCGACAAAUCACAAGAGCCACGGUCGGCAUGGUGAAUUGUGAGUGGUGGCGUCCUGUUCAGUUUGUGGAUAAACCUGAGCUGCAGACCCCGUCGGCUGUUUUCCGGGAACGCCUCUCCAGCUACUUGCGGGAAUUGGCGCAGCUGCUCUCACUCGGUGCGACGCACGCCUCACAGCUGUUGCUUCCCCUCGCAUUCGAACGUACGUUCGUUACAACUGCUCGAACUCUUCCCAGCUUAACAUUCACGUGGCAUUUCCCAGGACUCCAUGAGAAGACGAUAGCGCAGCUGACACUUGUGGCUCGACGCCAGUGGUGGCCCCCUGUGCUCACCUCUGCCAGCCAGCACUCUCCGUGUGGCACAGCAAUGUCCCAGCCGCCGCAGCUACAGAGGACGCGCAACGAUAACGAAGGUCCACCAGUUUGCGCGUGUUGCGUCAGCGAGCGGCUUUGUUAA